Molecule: messenger RNA, 1012 nt
Organism: Aspergillus aculeatinus CBS 121060
Lineage: Eukaryota; Fungi; Ascomycota; Eurotiomycetes; Eurotiales; Aspergillaceae
Exons: 3
Coding region: 1-642 (213 amino acids)
Biological process (GO): chromatin remodeling
Cellular component (GO): Ino80 complex
Source: RefSeq, a predicted model, not a curated record
AUGGCUCCUUUGACACCUGCAGACAGCGAGAAACAUCAGCAACUCCUGGACCGUCUCGACAUCGCGCACGUCCAUCGCCCAUUCCGCAACCCGCACUGGAAGCCCUCUCAACGGCGCAACAAGAAUGUCAAACAGCUCAUAUCCGAGAGCUCGAGAAAAGAGGCCUCGGUGAUGGCCACACAGACCAACUCUGGAGCAUCGACGCCGCUCCCUGCCACCACCUCCGCCAGCACCGAAGGAAGCCAGACCCCUGCGGAGGGCGGCUCACGAACCAACAUCGCGCAAGCCGCGCAGAACCUCUCCACGCUGGUCCUCGAAAAGAACGCUCGCGCGGCCUUCUCCGGCCCUACUGUGACCUACACCAACAUCGAGUCCGCUCCGUCCUUGAACCCUUCCCAGCAGACCCGAUACUGCGAUAUCACCGGCCUGCCGGCCCCAUACACGGACCCCAAGACGAGACUGAGAUAUCACGACAAGGAGGUUUUCGGCGUGGUCCGGACGUUGGGACAGGGUGUUCCGGAGAGUUAUCUGGAACUGAGGGCUGCACACGUUAUAAAUAAUGUACGACCAACACAGUCAAGCGAUUCCACCCACCUGCCCCUCUCGAGACAGGUUCAAGGAACUGCUCCGGCUUAUUCGUGAUCUUAACCAGCACUCGACUAGUACCGACGCUCCACCGGAGGGAACGUCAGUUACAGCAUCACUGGGGAUACUGUCGCCGCGGCGUAUGGUUGCGCUCAGCAAUAGGCUGGCACGAAGAUAGGAUACAUGAGGAGAUGGUUAGGAGAGGACCCAGCGAUUGCACGAACGCGUCGUGCCUGCAGUGUCAGUCCAUGUUGUGUUGUUCAACAGUAGCACUAGGAAUUAACCAUUGAAGUGUUGUUUUGGUGUAUUUAUCCAUGAAUCACCUCAGCAUAAGAGGCAUUGAACCGAAUUGCCAACGUAGCCAGCCGAUAGGCAUUGUUGGGGUGUUGAACAUAACACCAUAACAGAUCUCGAAAGGAGAGUCGAU